AUGGGAUGCGAAGAGUCGAAGGUCGGCAGUUCCUGCGUCGAACCCUUACCCGCGGUCACUUACUGGGACCCUUCGAGCUACUACGACGCCGGAGAGGUCGCCCGGGAGAGACCGCCUUUCGCACUGCUGAUACUGAACCAAAAAAUCACCAACAAGUUUUUUACUGCGUUGUGGAAAAACACGACGGUGCGUGUUUGCGCAGAUGGAGGUGCAAAUAGGUUGUUCGAUUUCUUGAGCUCGAAAGAGAGACCAAAAUUUCUUCCCAAUACGAUAAUCGGAGACCUCGAUUCGCUCCGUCCCGAUGUGCGAGCCUACUACGAGUCCCGAGGCGUCGAAGUAUCUCAAGAUGCAGACCAGAACUCGACAGACUUCGGCAAAUGCAUGCGCUACAUCGCGACCCAUGACCCGCCAGAUUCCUUCGUGACACCCAACACGGUCGAAGCAUCACUUACCGCCGAGGGCGUGAGAGUCGAGCAUCCCAAGUUGACUGUUGUCGCGCUCGGGGCAGUCGGCGGGAGAGUUGAUCAGAGUUUUCAUUCUAUUCACAUGCUGUUCACUGCACAGCAAGGGCCGGGUCUGGGGCGACAGAUAUACCUCUUCAGCGAUCAGAACGUGACGUUCCUGCUCGCACCGGGGAGGAAUACUGUGAAGACUCCACGGUCGCUGUUGGGACCGUGUUGCGGUAUCAUUCCCGUCGGCGGCCCUUCGACCAUCUCUACCGAGGGGUUCGAGUGGAAUUUGACCAAUACCGAAACGAAGUUUGGCGGAAUGGUGAGCACUAGUAAUCACACCAUCGACGACGUCGUCAAGAUCGAAACGACGGAGCCCAUCGUGUUUACCAUUGAAUUCCUUGGAUGUCUUUGA
This is a messenger RNA of Tricharina praecox, 864 nucleotides long. RefSeq names its product thiamine pyrophosphokinase. The record is from RefSeq and is a predicted model, not a curated record. Gene Ontology annotation, biological process: thiamine diphosphate biosynthetic process; thiamine metabolic process. The transcript is spliced from 4 exons. Gene Ontology annotation, molecular function: ATP binding; thiamine binding; thiamine diphosphokinase activity. Bases 1 to 864 code for a protein of 287 amino acids. NCBI's taxonomy places the organism in Eukaryota, Fungi, Ascomycota, Pezizomycetes, Pezizales, Pyronemataceae.